Caenorhabditis angaria is the source of this 222-nucleotide messenger RNA. Lineage: Eukaryota; Metazoa; Nematoda; Chromadorea; Rhabditida; Rhabditidae. The record is from the annotation of a GenBank genome assembly.
UUGGGAUACAUCUAUGAGAAACUUCAAUGGACUGGAAAUGAUAAACCACCGCAAGGAUGGACUUUUGAGCUUUUCCAAUAUCCCGAACCAAAACCAUCUACAAAUAACGAUGGAAAUGCACGUAAAAGAAGAUCGAAUGUGCCAACUCGUAAGGCUAGACUUGUUUUCACCAGAAAAGCUGUCAAAGCCGCUGCAAAAUUGGAACAAGAAGAGAAGAAGUAA